UUCAUGGUCGUUCAUUCCGCUUCUCUGUUUCUAUCAGCAUCUCGUCUGUUUUCCGAAUUUCAAUUACCUCUCAUACGACGAUCCAAGAUCACCCAAACACUCCACGCCCCAAAUUCGUCAAUUUUCCCGUUCCAAAACCCUAACCCAAAAUCCAAUUCAGAUCUAAUCGCCCUUCAAAACAAAACCCUAAAAACCUCCCCAAAUCCAUAGAAACCUCCUUGUCGAAAAUCAAAACCAUCCCACUCUAAUUCAUGCCUCCCUGAAGAAAAUCCAUCUUCCCAAAACCGAGACACAUCUCAGAUUCUUGAAGAAGGAGACAAAGCCCUAGAAACCCCAAUUCCAAUCGAAACCAAAACCAAAACCUAAUCCGAAUCCGAAUCCGAAUCCAUAUCCGACCCAUUUCAUUUCAAUCCUUCCUGAAUAAAAGCCCUAAGGUAAUUCAGAAUAGAGAGCCUCCCCUUUUGUCGUGCGAUGGGCGUGGGUCGUAUCUGUAAAGGAACCUCCAAACCCUCAUCUUCUUCUCCAUCUUCAUCUCCUUCUGUCACGACUUCUACGUCUCUCACGCAGACUGUUAACGGGUCCCACCAGUUCAAGAUCGCUGGGUAUUCCCUGUUAAAGGGCAUUGGGAUCGGGAAAUACAUCCCGUCUGAAACUUUCACGGUCGGGGGUUAUAACUGGGCCAUCUAUUUCUACCCAGAUGGGAAGAGCAUCGAAGAUAAUGCGGCAUACGUGUCGCUGUUUAUUGCGCUUGCGAGCGACGGGACGGACGUGAGGGCGCUGUUCGAAUUGACGCUUUUGGAUCAGAGUGGGAAGGAGAGGCACAAGGUGCACAGCCAUUUUGGGAGGACGCUGGAGAGUGGGCCGUAUACGCUCAAAUACCGUGGAAGCAUGUGGGGUUACAAACGUUUUUUCAAAAGAACUGUUCUAGAGACAUCAGACUACCUCAAAGAUGACUGCCUAUCGGUCCACUGUAGUGUUGGUGUUGUUAUGUCGCAUACAGAGGGACCCAAGAUUUACACAAUUGCAGUGCCACCUUCUAACAUAGGAGAGCAUUUUGGGCAACUCCUUGAAAGUGGAAAGGGAACCGAUGUAAAUUUUGAUGUUGAUGGGGAGAUUUUUCCUGCCCACAAGUUGGUACUUGCUGCUCGCUCGCCCGUGUUCAGAGCACAACUUUUUGGCCCUAUGAAGGACCGUAACACGCAGUCCAUAAAGGUUGAAGACAUUGAGGCUCCAGUUUUUAAGGCCUUGCUCCAUUUCAUAUACUGGGAUGAUCUACCAGACCUGCAAGAGCUUACUGGUUUGAAUUCGAAAUGGGCUUCCACAUUGAUGGCACAGCAUUUACUUGCAGCAGCGGACCGUUAUGGAUUGGAGAGGCUUAGGUUGCUCUGUGAGGUCAAGCUCUGUGAUGAAGUUGCAAUAAACACUGUAGCCACAACCUUGGCUUUGGCAGAGCAGCACCACUGUUUUCAGCUAAAAUCUGUCUGUCUCAAAUUUGUUGCGAUGCCUGAGAACCUGAGAGCUGUGAUGCAGACGGACGGAUUUGAAUAUCUGAAGGUGAGCUGCCCCGCAGUCUUGACUGAGCUCUUGGAAUACGUGGCAAAGGUUGGGGAGCAUUCCAUCAUUGUUUCUCGGCACCAUGCAAGUGAAGCGCUUGACGGGAGUGAUGCCAACGGGAGGCGCGUGAAGCAGCGGAUAUAACUCCAACAACAAUCUGGAAUUCUGUAGCAAAGCUUCACUCACGCACUAGUCUUCUAGAUAGAUAGAUGAUGGCUAAAACCAUUUUCAACUCCCUCCCAUGUUUUUUUGAGAUGUAAAAUUGGUAAUGUUGCCAUGGCAUUUUUCUUGUACUUGUGUGAAGAAGGCAGGCUUUCUUGAGGUAGUGGAUUGGAUUUUCAUCAGACCUUCGGUGUCAUCUUCUUUUGUUUAUGUAUUCGUUUUCUUCCAGUUCCUGUAUUUAGGGGUGUGUUUGGAUGCGUUAUUGAAUUGGACUGUAAUGUUUCUACUGCAUUUGAGUAAAAAAAAUGACAAAUUGUAAUUUCCUUUA
This is a messenger RNA of Magnolia sinica, 2044 nucleotides long. RefSeq names its product BTB/POZ and MATH domain-containing protein 2-like. The transcript has 4 exons. Lineage: Eukaryota; Viridiplantae; Streptophyta; Magnoliopsida; Magnoliales; Magnoliaceae. The record is from RefSeq and is a predicted model, not a curated record. The coding region runs from base 472 to 1698 and encodes 408 amino acids. Gene Ontology annotation, molecular function: protein binding. Gene Ontology annotation, biological process: protein ubiquitination.